Messenger RNA from Caenorhabditis angaria, 691 nucleotides. The record is from the annotation of a GenBank genome assembly. NCBI's taxonomy places the organism in Eukaryota, Metazoa, Nematoda, Chromadorea, Rhabditida, Rhabditidae.
AUGAAACAUUAUAUUUGUUUUCUUAUUUUUUCGUGUUUUUUAGCAGUUGAUGCAACUCUUUUCAAUGGAGGUAAUUAAGAAUUAAGAAAUAUUUAAUAAUUAAUUAUAAUUAAGCAUGUGGAUGUGCUCCUGUAACUCUUCCACCACUUUGUCUUCCACCACCUCCACCAAUAUGUUUCACAACAAUUCAAUUACCACCAAUUCAAAUUCCAACAAUUCAAUUGCCACGUAUUGAAUUACCACAACCUUGUUGUCCAACUUGUGCAUGUGGAGGAAGAAAGAAGAGAGGUGAGUACUGUAGUUUUUGAAAAUUAAAGAUUUUGUGAAUUUUUGAAAUAAAUACUGUCGUUCACCGAAGCUACAGUAAUCCUAAUAUAAGCUUGAAGAUUAUUGGAUUACUGUAGAGAAAUUUUGGUGAUGAAUGUUCUAAAAUUAUCAGGAUUACUGUAGUCUUUAUUUAGUAUUAACACUAUUACUUGUAUAAUUUUAAAAAGCAAAACUCUGGAAAUGUACGCUUCAAAAAGUUUUUACCAAUUUCUAUUCUAUUCAAAUAUUUCCAGACGCUUCUGAAAUCGACGAAAAAACAACUGCAAUCGAAAACUCUGCUUGCAACUCUGACGAACUUCUUUCAAUCAUGAAAACCGAAAUGAAAUCCAAAAAAUUCUUCGGAAAUCAAAAUCAAUUUGGUUGA